This is a messenger RNA of Ogataea angusta, 393 nucleotides long. RefSeq lists its product as uncharacterized. Lineage: Eukaryota; Fungi; Ascomycota; Pichiomycetes; Pichiales; Pichiaceae. The transcript has a single exon. The coding region runs from base 1 to 393 and encodes 130 amino acids. The record is from RefSeq and is a predicted model, not a curated record.
AUGUGUGUUCUCGGACUUGAGAAUCUCGGCCAGCGGGACCGUGUGGUAGUCCAUCUGAUGAGACUUGACAGAGCCCGACGGAGUAGCCACCAUCAGCUCUGGGUCCAGAAUGUGUCUUCUGUACACGACGAGCGAGUACGUGCAGAUCGAUCCCGCCAAGGAGAGAUUGUACCAGGGCACAGACGCAAAGAUCAGGGAGGCAGGACUGACGAAUCUGCAAAAGUGCAUCACCGCACCCAGAAACGUGACAAAAUGAGAGAAAAUCCAUAUGUAUUGCAAGCUGUCGUUGGGGAAGAUGUUGAGCACGGACUCGGAGACGCGCUUCCAGGGAAUGCGCGCCGCCAGGUCGGCCAUUUUGUCUAUAAUCCCACUCUUCAUAAUAGCAAAGGUUGA